Messenger RNA from Closterium sp. Naga37s-1, 1251 nucleotides. The record is from the annotation of a GenBank genome assembly. NCBI's taxonomy places the organism in Eukaryota, Viridiplantae, Streptophyta, Zygnematophyceae, Desmidiales, Closteriaceae.
AUGGAUCCUCGGGAAAUUGUGACUGUGGACGAGGCGAUGGCACGGACUGUAUGGAGUAGACGGGCGGCUGCGAGAAAAGCUGCUGGUUUUGCUUCUGCUUCUGCUACUGCUUCUGCUGCUGCUGCUGCUGCUGUUGCUGUUGCUGGUGGUUCUGGUGCAAGAGCUAUUGGUGCUGGUGAUGGGGUUGGUGCUGUCGUUGCUACUGGCGCUUCAGAUUCUGCGGAUCAGCAGCUUCCAAUCAAGUACCAUGGCGGGAAGCUCAUGACUCGGCCAAUCACGGUCCCGCUCACAGUUGUUGCUGCUCAGCUGGCCAACCGAACCUUCCCCCGAUCCUCUCGAGCCCAGUACCUCGUCCUCUCCAGCGCGGACGUCAGGUUCGGAUCCUCUCGACCCAACUCCGGCUUCUGCCGAACCUACUGCGGGUGGCACUCGUACGCGGAAGUCUCCCGGAAGAUUCUCAAAUUCGCAUUCGUGGGGAACGCGGAGGAGCAGUGUCCCAGUGGGUGCAGGAGAGGGUUUGGGAUGCGGGGGAGUGCGAAUGGGUGGAGAGGGGUGGACGGCAUGGUGAGCAUUGUGGGGCAUGAGAUUGCAGAAGCGGCCACGAAUCCUGUGUUCACCCGAGGGUGGUUUGAUGACGAAGGGCAGGAGAAUGCUGACAAGUGCCAGGUUGACUUCGGCCCUUCCAGCAGCAUAAGGACAGUGGGGGACAGGUAUGCCUACAACAUGGUGGGGCAGGGCGGCAUGCGCUGGCUUAUCCAGUCAAACUGGCGGCCGGGCGGCGAGGACGCAGGGUGCGUGUUGCAGGGUCCGAGUGAGAGCGAGGUGGCGGAGUGGGCGAGGGAAGAGAGAGCGAGAAACAACAGGAAACGGGGGAGGAGGAAGAGGAAGAGGGUGAGCGUGCGUGGGUCCUUAGCAGGGAGUCCAGAUACGGUGUAUGUGAGCAGAGCUGGGUUAUUGAGUGGAGUGGACGACAGGCCUGGCCCUGAGAAGUCAGUUAAGUCUGCUGCUUUGGGUGCGAGGGUUGGGAGAGAGGACAGCAGCAGCACCAUGCACAGUUCUCUUGAGUUAACCCAGACAUCACUUGUGAUUCAAGGGGGAGGCGGGGAGGGAAACGGGUAUGAAGGGUCAGGUGCGGACGGAGUAGAUGGCAGGAGCAGUGGCGGAGACGGCAGCAGCAUCAGCAGAGGGUGGCACAGGUAUCCAUGGCACCAGCAGCAUCACCAAGAACCAGGAGGGCAGAGUAUUGGUUAA